GUGUCACUUUGAUUGACAAUUGGAAGUUUGGAACUACUUCUUGAUGACGUGAAGCGCCACCAAAUGCAAAAAUUUGGAAUGGAAAAAAUGAGGAGAAUAUCCUUCAUAACCAUUUGGUGAAACAAAGAGUGCUGAGGUGAUAGAUAGAAGGGUUUUUGCUGACAAGUGAGAUUGACCAAGGCUGAUUGAGGUGGCUUUAUUUAUUCAGUUGUAAAGAAUGAUGGACUGCGGUUACAAGUCACAAUACAUGGGUGGCCAACGAGAGAAGUUUGUAAGGUUGGAUGACUUGGAUUCUAGAAUAUCAUCAUCUUCUGAUACUGGCUUGAAUAAAUGUGGAUUUAAUGUUGAGGGAUUUAGCCGCACAGCUCAUGCAAGAGAUGGAACAUCUAGAUCUUUUAAGAGAGGAAUGAAAAAAGGAUCCGAAGGACUUAAAUCAAUUGGUCGAUCACUUAGAUUUGGGGUUUCUCGGGCAGUGUUUCCAGAAGAUCUUAAAGCUUCAGAGAAGAAGAUAUUUGAUCCUCAAGACAAAUUCCUCCUCUUGUGGAAUAGACUUUCUGUUGUAUCAUGUAUUUUGGCAGUGUCUGUGGACCCUCUCUUUUAUUAUCUUCCAGUCAUUAAUCAAACAUCAUUUUGCAUUGGUUUGGAUCGAAGGUUAGCAAUCACAGUGACUACAUUGCGGACGAUUGUUGAUGCUUUUUAUCUCAUUCACAUGGCUCUCCAAUUCCGAAUUGCUUAUAUUGCCCCAUCAUCUCGGGUUUUUGGACGAGGUGAACUUGUGAUAGACGCUGCAAAAAUAGCCAGGCGAUAUUUGCGGGGGUAUUUCAUCGUUGAUUUCCUUUCUGUGCUACCCCUACCACAGAUUGUGGUUUGGAGAUUUCUUCAGAGUUCAAAUGGUCCAGAUGCACUGGCUACAAAACAGGCCUUGUUUUUCAUUGUCUUGCUUCAAUACUUCCCCAGAUUUAUUCGAAUCUUACCUUUAACUUCGGAACUGAAAAGGACAGCAGGUGUUUUUGCUGAAACUGCUUGGGCAGGUGCUGCAUAUUACUUGCUAUUAUACAUGCUCGCUAGUCAUAUAGUUGGGGCAUUCUGGUACCUGUUAGCUGUAGAUCGCAAUGACACAUGCUGGCGGCAGGCUUGUUCUGAUGAUGUCAAAUGCAAAAGUUUCUUGUCUUGCAGCAACCCACGCCCAGCAUCAAAUACCUGGGGGACUUCUCUUAAUUCAAAUUGUUCAACAAAUGAUACUGCACCAUUUGAUUUUGGAAUCUAUAAAAAUGCUUUGUCAUCUGGAGUUGUUUCAUCCAGGAAGUUUGUCUCCAAAUACUGUUACUGUUUAUGGUGGGGGCUACAGAAUUUAAGUACACUUGGCCAGGGACUUCAAACCAGCACCUAUCCUGGAGAGGUUAUAUUUUCCAUAGCACUUGCAAUAUCUGGUCUCAUCCUCUUUGCACUUCUGAUUGGUAACAUGCAGACCUAUCUUCAGUCACUAACAAUUCGGCUUGAGGAGAUGAGAGUUAAAAGGCGUGAUUCAGAACAGUGGAUGCAUCAUCGCUUACUCCCACAGGACCUAAGAGAGCGGGUUAGACGUUAUGAUCAGUACAAGUGGUUGGAAACACGUGGAGUAGACGAACAGAAUUUAGUUGAGACUCUACCAAAGGAUCUUAGGAGAGAUAUCAAGCGGCACCUCUGUCUCGCUUUAGUGAGGAGGGUUCCUCUAUUCGACAAUAUGGACGAGAGAUUGCUUGAUGCCAUUUGUGAGCGACUGAAACCAUGUUUAUUCACAGAGAGUACUUACAUAGUCCGGGAAGGAGAUCCAGUUGAUCAGAUGCUUUUUAUCAUACGUGGUCGCCUCGAGAGUGUAACCACAGAUGGUGGGAGGAGUGGGUUUUUCAACCGCAGUUUUCUUAAAGAAGGUGAUUUCUGUGGGGAGGAGCUUCUGACCUGGGCACUGGAUCCCAAAUCGGGAGCUAACCUCCCAUCUUCUACUCGGACAGUGAAGGCUAUAACUGAAGUUGAGGCUUUUGCCCUAAUAGCUGAAGAGUUGAAAUUUGUGGCAAGUCAAUUUAGACGCCUUCACAGUAGACAGGUUCAACAUACCUUCCGUUUCUACUCACAGCAGUGGAGAACUUGGGCUGCAUGCUUUAUCCAAGCAGCAUGGCGCAGAUAUCACAAGAGGAAGAAUGCAGAGCUUCGGCGCAAAGAAGAAGAAGAAGCUGAAGCAUCAGAAGGAAGCCACAGCAGUGUUGGUGGAGGUUCAUUUAGUAUUGGUGCCACUUUCUUAGCUUCCAGGUUUGCAGCAAAUGCUCUUCGUGGUGUUCACCGAAAUCGGAAUGCAAGGACAGCUAGGGAAUUGGUAAAACUGCAGAAGCCUUCUGAGCCUGAUUUUACUGCUGAUGAUGCAGACUGACUUUGUGAUGUAAAAUAAUUCGUUUGAUACGCUGAUGACUGAAUUUUUUUUGUGAUAAUACUCUGCCUAAAAAACAAUGUAUAAUACUACUUGAAAUAGUGCUUGUAAGUUUGAGGGAAGAAAAUGUAAAAGAUUGUAUGCUUGUGUUGCUA
Molecule: messenger RNA, 2556 nt
Organism: Quercus robur (English oak)
Lineage: Eukaryota; Viridiplantae; Streptophyta; Magnoliopsida; Fagales; Fagaceae
Product: probable cyclic nucleotide-gated ion channel 5
Exons: 8
Coding region: 218-2404 (728 amino acids)
Biological process (GO): potassium ion transport; transmembrane transport
Cellular component (GO): membrane
Molecular function (GO): voltage-gated potassium channel activity; protein binding
Source: RefSeq, a predicted model, not a curated record